AUGGCGCAGGUUCGACCGGCGCAGCCCGUUGGCAAAGGCAGGUACCCCUCGGGCGCGGCCACGACGAUGGAGCAAGCGGCCAAGCUCGCGAAGACGGAGCGUGACGUGGCAAUCGAAGAGGCCGCGGCAGCGCUCGUCCAAGUGCAUGCGACCAAGGAGGAGUGCCGUCUCUUGAAGGAGGAGUUGGCAAAGCUGCAGCGAGGCAAACCUCCUGCACCGACUCAGCUGCUCGACAAACUCUGGUCCAUUGUGCACAAGAUUCACGGCGGCAACUAUUCAAAGGCCCAGCUGUACCAAGUGCUUGUGGACCACCUCGGACCGUCUACGGUGGCCACGCGACCAUUUCCCAGCGAGCAGCACACGACGGUGGACGCGACGAGUUUGGCAACCGAAGUCAAGCGCGAAAUGGAAGUUCUUUUUGAACGCAGCGAAGCCUCGAUGGUAGCGGUACUCGAUGCCUCCCAUGCGCAGCUCCACGCCAACCUGCAAGUGCUCUCGACACAGCUCUCGUCCUGCGGCUCGUGCGCCCGGUUCAAGCAGUUGCAUGCGUACCAAGCCGAUCUUUUGUUGCAGACAAAAGCCAGCUACGAGCUCCAGCUGCAAGCGUUUGAAGGGAAGAUUGGCAUCCUCUUCCAGCAACUCGAGCACGAGCAGCAGCGAAAGCAGGCAGUCCGGGCAUCGGAUGCGACUACCUCGGUACUGAAUCAGCUCAAGAGUGCCGAGGCCAAAGUGCGCGCACUGGAAGCCCAGAUGGCGAUGACGUCGACGCAGCAAGCGCGCGCGUACGAGACGCGCAUCGAGGCUCAAUGCGACCAAGUGCGCAUUUUGGAGCACCGAUUGGAGCACGAGCAGUCGAUGAACCUCCAGCUGCACUGGGAGAUGGAGCGCAAGGCGUCCAAAGAGCUCGACGAACUCACCAAGACCAACACGGAGCUCGGGCAAGAGUUUUACAUUCAAUCCCAGCAAUUGCACGAGCACGAAGCCGAGAUUCGCGAACUCACAAAGACCGUCGAGUGGCUACAAGAAGCAUGGCAAGGCGAGCGCGCGCAGCGACUGCACUACGAACACCAAGCGCACCACGAGGCGCCUUCCCACCCCCUUGACCUUCUGUCGUCGCCCGAGAAGAUCACAAAGGACGCCACCGCGCAGACUCUGGACCUCGGAAACGUCGAUACAAUCGUGCAGACAAAAGUAGAGUGUUGCAACAAGCCGACGACAGCAGCAUCUGCACAGCGCGGCUUUGAUGCGGCGGUGCAAUGUGUCCUACCGAGUACGAUGAUCCAAGCUACCAACACGGACGACGCACUGUUGUUGUCUGCGGUGCUCGGGCAUGUGGAGUACCAGAACCUCGACGCCGACUGCCUGCGUGCGCAAGAGAACGCUGCCCGCUCCGAGGCUGCGCUGGUUGAGGCGCAAGCGCAAACGACUCAGUCUUGCAACGCAGCGGCGCAACACGAGGCGACCAUCGCCAAGCUCCAAGCCGAGCUGCAUCACGCAUCCGAGUUGCUAGAAGCGGCAUCAACUCAACCACCAGUGGACGACAAUGCUGCGCUAGCGAGCCAGACAGCGCUAGAAGAGCUCCACGCGCGGUACACGGCCGAUCAACUUCAGUGGCGCACCGAGACCUCACAGCUCGUGGCGACUGCGACAAGCGAGCGAGACUUUCUCACGAGCCGCUGCGUUGAGCUUGACGCCAGUGCGGGGCUCGUCCGUGCGCAGCUUGCAAUGCACGUACGACACUGGCGCCGCGAGUGCCGUGCAAGUCCAAGGAUAGACGCGGCGACUUGA
Saprolegnia diclina VS20 is the source of this 1788-nucleotide messenger RNA. RefSeq lists its product as hypothetical. The record is from RefSeq and is a predicted model, not a curated record. The transcript is spliced from 9 exons. The coding region runs from base 1 to 1788 and encodes 595 amino acids. Lineage: Eukaryota; Oomycota; Saprolegniomycetes; Saprolegniales; Saprolegniaceae.